Molecule: messenger RNA, 1118 nt
Organism: Cannabis sativa
Lineage: Eukaryota; Viridiplantae; Streptophyta; Magnoliopsida; Rosales; Cannabaceae
Exons: 5
Coding region: 214-996 (260 amino acids)
Source: RefSeq, a predicted model, not a curated record
UAAAGGAGCUAGGCAAGUUGAACAUUAUAUUAAUAUAAAAUGGGCACAGCUAAGCUUAUUAAUAAAUUCAGCUCAACUGCCACGGGCAUUGCCUAAUUUUCUCUUUAAAUUAAGCUCAUCUCAUGACACUACCACAAUCUUCUCAUUCAAUUAAUUAUAUAUAAUAUAAUAGAUAUUUCUUCUUUUUUUUUUCAUUUUGUGGAUCUAAAAAAUAUGGCCGAUUUCAACAGUGCUAGUAAUAGUACAGGGAAAGAAAAAGAAGAAGAAGAAGAAAUAGUAAGAGUUGAAUUUAGUGAAAUAGAGAAGAGCAAAGUGGGGAUAAUGAGGGCUCUAGUCCAAAAUCAAGAUUCUUCAAAUUCAAAGGAAGUGAAUGAUGAUUUGAUUCUAAGGAGAUUCCUUAGAGCUCGAGACAUGGAUGUUGAGAAAGCCUCUCAAAUGUUCUUAAAGUACUUAAGCUGGAGACAGUCCUUCAUGCCACCCAACGGUGGGUGUUUCACCCACUCAGAUGUGGCCACUGAUAUUGCUCAUAACAAGUUCUUUAUGCAAGGCCAUGACAAACAAGGACGCCCUGUUGUUCUCGUCUUUGGUGGCAGGCAUAAGCAGCAUAACGUCGAUGACUUCAAACGUUUUGUGGUGUAUGUCCUUGAAAAAAUAUGUGGCAGAAUGCCAAGAGGGCAUGAGAAGUUUGUAGCGAUUGCAGAUGUUCAAGGCUGGGGAUAUGCCAAUUGUGACAUUCGUGGAUACCUAGCAGCUCUAUCCAUUCUGCAGGAUUGCUACCCUGAGAGGCUUGCCAAGUUAUUCUUUGUCCAUGUGCCAUACAUUUUUAUGACUGCUUGGAAGAUGAUCUACCCAUUCAUUGACAAAAAUACCAAAAAGAAGAUAGUGUUUGUUGAUAACAAAAAGCUCAAAGGUACUCUACUAAAUGACAUCGAUGAGGAGCAGCUUCCGGAGAUUUAUGGGGGCAAACUACCUCUAGUUCCUAUCCAAGACUGUUGACUUCUGCUAUACACAUUCAUUCAUAACUAUAUUCUAUUAUAUCAUAUUAUGCCAUACCAUAAUUUUUUCUUUCAUCAUUAAUAUUCAUAUUCAUAAAUACAAAUAUAUUACUAUUUUAUUCA